AUGGUGCUCAACACCGAGUGGCCCGAGGCGCAGGAGCCAGGAAAUCCAGCGGAUGCUGCAGCAGUAGAGAGGUUCCUGGCUUUCAACAUCGACUGGUUCGCCGAGCCGCUGUAUGCAGGCGACUACCCGGAGCUGAUGCGGAUGAGGGUUGGGGAAAGGCUGCCAAAGUUCACAGCAGAGGAGAAGGAAGCGUUGAAGGGCUCAAACGAUUUCUUUGCCUUGAACUGCUACUCGGCGCGCUACAUUUGCGAGGAUACGCCCUGGAGGAAGUUUCGCAACUUUCAGGCAACCCUGAAGAUCCUACCCUACAUCUCGGAUGUGCCAGUUGCCAGGUUUAAGGCGGCCAUAGCAAGCGAGCAGGCAAAAACUAGCGGCAACGCCUCGGAACCUGUGAGCCCGGUGCCUUCUGCUCUGGGCGGCCCGGCCUCGCCACCGCCU
Symbiodinium pilosum is the source of this 438-nucleotide messenger RNA. Lineage: Eukaryota; Dinophyceae; Suessiales; Symbiodiniaceae. The record is from the annotation of a GenBank genome assembly.